This is a messenger RNA of Adineta ricciae, 1221 nucleotides long. The record is from the annotation of a GenBank genome assembly. Lineage: Eukaryota; Metazoa; Rotifera; Eurotatoria; Adinetida; Adinetidae.
AUGUACGAAGAUAUUAUUUUAGUACUGCGCGAUAGUUGGGGAGAGGGAAAGUUUAAAUUUUGGGCUCAAAAGAACUUCGUGUUGGUCAAAAUUGGAGAUGCGAAUGUCAUCUACAACAAGGGCAAAGGUAGUCGGCCUGUAGUUACAUAUGAAGAACUUUAUGUUAAACUGAAUGAAUGUCACAAGCGUGUCGGCCAUCACGGGAGGGACAAAACAUGGAGUGAAAUUAAAUCUCAAUAUUCUUGGAUUCCCUAUGAUGUCGUAAUCAUGUUUAUCAAAUUAUGCGAUGCGUGUAGUAAUCGACAGAUCUUCACAAAGUUUCCUGCUAGUAAACCUAUUGUAUCAAUAGGAUACUUAACCCGUGUCCAGAUCCAUCUAAUAGAUAUGAGAUGUCGACCAGAUGGCGAAUACAAAUGGAUCUUACAUGCUAAAGAUCAUUUUAGUAAAUUUUCACGGACGUAUCCUUUACGAACGAAGGAAGCGGAACCGGUUGCUGAAAAAUUACUAGAGCAGUUCUAUUCUUUUGGCCCACCGCGUAUUCUUCAAUCGGACAAUGGCAAAGAGUUCGUAGCGAAAGGGAUAAAAGACUUGAAAAAUACUUGGGUAGAUUUAGUCAUAAUCAACGCGAGAGCUCGCCAUCCAGAGACCCAAGGACUUAUUGAGCGCGGUAACCAAACGCUCGAGGUGGCUUUGGGAAAGUGGUUGAAGGGUUUAGGUCCUGUAACGCACGGGAUUAACACCAGCACUACUCAUACCACGAAAAAAACUCCAUACGAAGUUGUUUUUGGACAGCUUCCACGAUCCGAUUUCGAAAUGUGGAAAAAGUUGUCUGUUCAAUCUACGAAUAGUCCAAUUACAACUGGAGUGACACAUAAUCCUAGCAGGGACUGUCUGACAAACAACUCUCAUUCAAAUGAUGAAACGCCUCAACUUCAACCACCAGAAACAGAUUCGUGUUCGGUCAGUACUGCUGCUAGUUCUGCUCUUAAUGCUAUAGUCGCGACAGUGUGUUGUGAAUCAAUUCAUUCGCAUUCUGAUUCCGACAGCUAUGGAACUGUUGAAGAUGUUUGCUGUGUGAUUAACGAAAAUGGUACUCAAGUUCCGGAUACUAAUAUAGAUGAAAACAAACAUAAACGAAUUCGAGCUGCAGCAGAAGCUGAUUAUAUGAAAGCGAUUGCCAAGCGACAAAAGAUCUAUGAUAAAGCCAUGAAACAAAAAUAG